AUGGCGGAAGUGGAGGCCGAGGUGGAGGCGGAAGUCUGUCUGGAGGUGGCGGUGGAUUCGGUGGCGGUGGAUUCGGAGGUGGAGGAUUCGGAGGCAGCAGCGGAGGUGGAGGAUUCGGAGGCGGCAGCGGAGGUGGUGGAUUCGGUGGCGGUGGAUUUGGAGGCGGCAGCUUUCGGAAUCCGUCUGUGUCACGACUGCCUCAAGGGUGCCAAUGAGUGCCAGUGUCGUGGUUUCGGUGCCGGUGGAUUUGGAGGCGGAGGAUUUGGAGGCGGAGGAUUUGGAGGCGGUAGCGGAGGUGGUGGAUUCGGUGGCGGUGGAUUCGGUGGCGGUGGAUUCGGUGGUGGUGGAUUCGGAGGUAGCAGCGGUAGUGGAUUCGGCGGUGGAAGAGGACGCGGUAGUUACGGAAAAACGGAACAAGAUAUGAAACAUGCCGAAACACUUCCUAAAAAGGCUUUCGGAAAACGUGUCAGUGUCACGACCGCUGCCUCAAGGGUGCCACGAGUGCUGUUGGCCGUGUAUAAAUGCAGGGACAGGCGUCGUCUGGCCACACUUGGACGCUUCUUGUCCCCUGCAGCAGUCAUGAACCGCCUUAUUCUUGUAACUGUGGCUGUGGUAGCCAUGGCGUAUGUGGCAGCAGCUGGCGGAAGUUAUGGUGGAGGCGGUAGCGGAGCUGGAUUCGGCGGCGGCCGAGGCGGUGGUGGAUAUGGCGGAAGUGGAGGCCGAGGUGGAGGCGGAAGCGUAAACCGUGGAGUUCUGAUCGGCGUAGGUAGGCUGUCUGGAGGUGGCGGUGGAUUCGGCGGUGGAGGAUUCGGAGGCGGCAGCGGAGGUGGUGGAUUCGGUGGCGGUGGAUUCGGAGGCGGCCGUGGAGGUUUCGGUGGUGUACCUUGUUGUGUUGGUGCCUCUGCUCAUAAGAAUGCACUUAAAUACACAAUAUUUCCCAAAGAUUCUUUCGGAAAACGUUUCAUUGUCACGACCGCUGCCUCAAGGGUGCCACGAGUGCCGGUGCCGUGUAUAAAUGCAGGGACAGGUGCCGUCUGGCUACACUUAGGUGCUUCUCGUCUCCUCCAGCAGUGGAAGACGGUUUGA
Messenger RNA from Penaeus indicus, 1086 nucleotides. RefSeq names its product probable H/ACA ribonucleoprotein complex subunit 1. The record is from RefSeq and is a predicted model, not a curated record. The transcript has 9 exons. NCBI's taxonomy places the organism in Eukaryota, Metazoa, Arthropoda, Malacostraca, Decapoda, Penaeidae. The coding region runs from base 1 to 1086 and encodes 361 amino acids.